AUGUCUCGUUUUUUGGAUUUCUUAUUUGUAGAAAUUGCUACUGGACAUGUUAUUCGAUCCGCUGCAGCUAAGGAAAAUAACUCUAUUGUUGUUUCUAUGGCUUUUAUUGAGCGUAAUAUUUCGAGUGAUGGGAAGCGCGUAAUGACUCUGCAACAGUUUAAACAAUGGUUAAAGACAUCAUUCGAUACAAAUGGUGACGGUCGAAUAAGCAAAGAUAAGUUGCGUGAGGUAUUGAGGAUCACCGGUGGCCUCUUUGCUUCGUGGAAGAGUAACAAGGUCUUGAAGUCAGUUGAUUCCAACCACGAUGGGUUCAUUGAUGAUAAAGAGUUUGUUAACCUUGCACACUUCGUAGAGAAGCACUUAAACAUAAGAAUCACAAAAUAA
Messenger RNA from Trifolium pratense (red clover), 384 nucleotides. RefSeq names its product probable calcium-binding protein CML26. NCBI's taxonomy places the organism in Eukaryota, Viridiplantae, Streptophyta, Magnoliopsida, Fabales, Fabaceae. The record is from RefSeq and is a predicted model, not a curated record. Gene Ontology annotation, molecular function: calcium ion binding. The transcript has 2 exons. The coding region runs from base 1 to 384 and encodes 127 amino acids.